Messenger RNA from Paraphaeosphaeria sporulosa, 879 nucleotides. RefSeq lists its product as uncharacterized. Lineage: Eukaryota; Fungi; Ascomycota; Dothideomycetes; Pleosporales; Didymosphaeriaceae. Bases 1 to 879 code for a protein of 292 amino acids. The transcript has 3 exons. The record is from RefSeq and is a predicted model, not a curated record.
AUGGGCUGCAUUAUUUACCACAAAUAUGACACCAACCGUGCUGACGAGUACGGAGAAUUCGAAUACAACCCCAAAGAUAGCCAAUUCGAGGAUUUUUUUUUUAACCCAGAUACCCCGGGCGUCGUCUCAACUCCCAUAGACCAGACUCCUUCGACGGAUUAUGAUUCAUAUUACGGAUAUGAAGGCUACUGUGGGGGUGUCGAAUUUAACGAUCAUUAUGGCACUCCGGGACCCUAUAGGAGUCCGGGUUUCGACAUUCCCGGCUUUUAUGGGAGUUCCGAGUUCUAUGGUAGUCCAGGAAUGUACGGAGGCUACGAAGGCAUGUACGACUUCUACCACAGUCCGGGUAUGUGCUACGUGUACGAUAUUUCUGUUAUGUAUGACAUGUACGGCGACUACAACAGUCCAGCGAUAUGCCAGAUCCAAUCGUCAAGCAAUCAUCCCCCAGCCACUCCUCGCAAUGGACGCCUGACCUCGAGACCCACAAGUCCUUCCAACGACGCGCGCAGCAACCUCGUCUCCUUUCCUUUCCGCCUACCCAUCAUCACUGCCAUCCGCAUAUGCAUCUACAACAUAUCUCACACCGCUGCCACCGCCCAGGUUUCAGUCCGCGCUAUCGUAGCCAACUCCACCCACCCAUAUCCUUUGCGCAGCCUCUUCCGCAUGCCGCGCACUUUCAUAUGCACUCUGCCACGCAUCAAAAUCGUCGUCGAAUGCGAAGAAGCCGAGACCGAAGACGACAGCAAGGCACAAUUCGAGCCAUUGAAAGAAGAGGAAGAAACACCCCUCGUGUUCGCCGGCUACGAGGAGCCCGAGCACGACCAGGAUCCUGCCGAAGAGGUGUUCGGCAGUGCUAGUGCUGGGAGUUGCACGCAGUGA